AUGGCUAUCUCAACCUCCUUCUCCAACUUCUUCUCUUUCCUCUCCCCCCAAACAAAGCCACAACCUCUCCUUUCUCACUUUCCAUCUCACCACAACAACCAGCGCAACAAGAUAAUCCCCCUUGUUCUCAGCCGCAAUGAAACCUCUUCUUCAGUUACAUCUUCACCACCAGAGGACAUGUCUUCCGAUUUCACCUCAUCUCUCUCUACUUCCAGCUCCAUGCUCUUAAAUUCCAACUACAAUGUUCAAGUUGUUGUUGAAGACGAUGAGCCGGGAGAGAGAUUGCUUACUAGGUUCCGUAGAGAGGUUAUGAGGGCUGGUAUUAUUCAGGAGUGUAAGAGAAGAAAGUUUUUUGAGAAUACUCAGGAUGAGAAGAAACGGAGAGUUCGUGAUGCUGCUAGGCGUAGGCGUAGGUACAGGUUUCCUAGGCGUCCGAUGACAGGGAAACCUCCAGGAGAACGGUACAACAACUACAGGCAGGACGAUCCAAAACCUGUGAAGGAAGAGGAUGGUGAUAACUGGGAUAUACCUGAAGAGGACGUGCUACAAUUUUGA
Molecule: messenger RNA, 555 nt
Organism: Vicia faba (fava bean)
Lineage: Eukaryota; Viridiplantae; Streptophyta; Magnoliopsida; Fabales; Fabaceae
Source: the annotation of a GenBank genome assembly